AUGUUGACCUGUUUUAAAUGCGGGACCGUCGGCCAUAUCGCGACUAAUUGGACAAAGAACAAGCGAGGUUGUCGACCUACCAGUGGGACUUGGGGUGCCACGGCCGAACAAGGGACUCCAUUCAGGAAAUGGCAGCAAAACGCGCCAUCAGCGUCGUCUACGACGCCUGAGAGACAAACCUCCGAGUCGCCACCACCUCCUGAACGAGGCACACCAAAUGCGCCAAAGCCGGAGCCAGAUCCGAUACCUGAUAUGACUGAAGAUCCGACAUCCACUGCUGAACAUGAGGCCGACUGCCAGUGUAUGCUCUGUAGUCUCGUCAAGAGGCUCAAGGGCCAAGAGCCUUCGUUGGCUACUUGGACGGCGGCACCGCCACCGCCACCGGAAGCCGCGCAAAACCAUGACGAGAGUAGCACCAAGAAAGCCAAACCGCACGAGGCUUCCUCGAUGAACCUGUGGGCCCUAGGAAAAUCAGCUCUGGCCUCAGGGCGGACAACGCAGGCAAUACACUUCUUCGACCAAUGCAUCGCGAAGGAUCCAAACGCUGCAGCGUUCUUCGUUAGCCGCGCAGAUGCGUAUGUGUCGCUAAGAAAGUACGCUGCGGCGCUGGGCGACUUCCAGUGCGCCCACGGGCUGCUAAAGACCGCUUCUCCCAAGACCGCCGCUGUGCCUGUCCUCGUCAAGCUUGCUUGCUGCCUACUAUACUUAGGAUCUCAUGGCCCUGCCCUACUCGCCACACAGGAGGCACUGUCCGUCGAACCCGGCGACACGGCUGCCCUCGCGCUGAAGAAGCGCCUGUCGGCGAUCGAGAACGGCGUAGCGGCGUACCAGACCGCGAAGGCAUGCAGACAGUUGAAGACAGCAAAGGCUGCAUACGAUGCUUGUGCGAAUGCUUAUACCGAGGAUGGUGGAGUCUUACCCGUGGUGGUGAGUUGUUGGGAGGUCGAAUUGCAGAUCGCAGAGGCGAAGUGGACGGAGGCGCUGGCCGUGUCGUCCGUGAUCCUUGCGACGCACCUCAAGUCUAUUAAGGCCCUGCUCAUGCGCGCCCUGGUUUUGUUCCUUACGGCUGACCUGGGAGAAGCGCUGAACAAGAUCAAUACCGCGCUGAGGCUCGAUCCCGAUCAUGAAGAGGUGAAGGCGGCUCGCGCACGCUUCAAGAACGUUAGUGACCUCAAGGAAGAUGGUAACUUUCGCUUCAAGACCGGCGACUUGAGUGGUGCAAUUGAACAGUGGACGAGUGCCCUCAACGUCAGUUUGCGGGUUUCGCCGAACCACUGGCAGUCAGACUGGUGGCUUACCUGUCUCAUCCAUAUACAGCUUGUUGCUGAAAAGGAAGCAGAAGGAUCUGGUGGUCGGAUCCGUGCAUUAUUGCUUCUGAACAGGUCCCGGGCCAGGCUGAAGAUUGGACAUCCCGACGCGCUGAAAGACGUGAAUGCAGCGGGGAAGCUGGACCCGCACAACGUCAAGAUCAUCGUCACCCGCGGCCGCAUAUUCAUCGGAUUGAAGCUGUUUGAAUCUGCUAUUCAGGAAUUCAAAGCCGCUCUGCAAGCGGAUGCAACAAAGUUGAGUGCGGCGGAUCGACUGACAGUGCAGAGCGAGUUGGGCGAUGCCGAGCAGCACGCUGUACUAGAGAGAAACAAGAUCAAGGACUGGUACGAAAUAUUGGACAUUGAACGGGACUGCACGACUGAGGAAAUCCGCAGGGCGUACCGGACACAAUGCCUCAAACACCAUCCGGACAAGGGAGGGGUCCCAGAGAAGUUCAGAAUGAUCACAGAAGCCUACGAUACCUUGUCGGACCCUAUCGAAAGGUACUUAUAUGACGCCUCAGCCUAGCGAGGCAUGGUACGCGGCAUAGUCAGUAUGUCACGUCCUACCCACCACAGUGACCACUAUUGCUGUCUGCGGCUCGCGCACUCACUACCGUGUAAUGACUCGUACAAACCCAUACCCUGUGCAUCAUGAGUGCUUUUGGGUCAACUUAUGCUGAACAAUCGGUUAUGGCCGUCCUACAUGGAUCUCGCCAACGCCUACCGUUGUGCUGCCACUAGUACUACGCCCUAGGACAAGAUGCUCACAUCGAGAAGCCUCCCUCCUACGAUGCACACGCCCGAGGUGACAUAGUUCACCCAGAGGUAUCGGGCGCCAAGGUCGAUCAUGUCAAACAGGGCGCCAAAGUCCCCGGCGGUUGCUACAAUUCACCG
Rhodofomes roseus is the source of this 2204-nucleotide messenger RNA. RefSeq lists its product as uncharacterized. Lineage: Eukaryota; Fungi; Basidiomycota; Agaricomycetes; Polyporales; Fomitopsidaceae. Gene Ontology annotation, molecular function: protein binding. The record is from RefSeq and is a predicted model, not a curated record. The coding region runs from base 1 to 1836 and encodes 611 amino acids. The transcript is spliced from 10 exons.